AAAAACACAUGAAAUAAAGGAUCGCCCUUUUCCAAUCUCCUACGUUUCUGUUCUGUUUUUGGUGUUGAGAUUCAUUUGUAUAUGAUACAUACACAUCCAAAUACAUAUACAAAUACACACUUGUUAUAAUUCUAAUUCUAAUAAUAAUAAUAAUAAUCAUGUCAUACGCAUACCUUUUUAAGUACAUCAUUAUCGGAGAUACCGGGGUUGGAAAAUCAUGUCUUCUCCUGCAGUUCACAGACAAGCGUUUUCAGCCCGUUCAUGAUUUAACCAUUGGUGUUGAAUUUGGUGCUAGAAUGAUAACCAUCGACAACAAACCAAUAAAGCUGCAGAUUUGGGACACAGCCGGUCAGGAAUCAUUUAGAUCCAUAACAAGGUCUUAUUACAGAGGCGCUGCUGGUGCACUUCUGGUUUAUGACAUCACUAGGAGGGAAACUUUUAAUCACCUCGCGAGCUGGUUGGAGGAUGCUAGGCAGCAUGCAAAUGCAAAUAUGACUGUGAUGCUUAUUGGUAACAAGUGUGAUCUUGCACACAGACGAGCUGUUAGUACAGAAGAAGGUGAACAAUUUGCUAAGGAAAACGGUCUAGUCUUCAUGGAAGCCUCUGCAAAAACUGCACAGAAUGUUGAGGAGGCAUUCAUAAACACAGCUGGAACAAUUUAUAAGAAGAUUCAGGAUGGAGUUUUUGAUGUAUCAAAUGAGUCUUAUGGGAUAAAAGUUGGAUACGGUGGCACCUCUGGCCCAUCAGGAGGAAGAGACUCCACUGCCCAGUCAGGAGCGUGUUGCAGCUAAAAAGUUAACCAAGUUCAUCGCUUGAUCCAUUCUGGUGUUCUUAUCACGAUAUCUCUACUUUCUCCACCGGUUCAACAAUUUAUGAAUAGCUCUCUUUGAUCCUUACCAUGUAAAUUUGGUGUCUGCUUGAAAUCAGAUGAACCGGUAUAUAUUGAUUUUAUCUGCACCAUUUGUCCCUUCUAGAAUUGGAUAUUUAUGUAUUUAUUUAUUUUGGAUACAUUAUUCAUUUAUACAAUUUCAAUGGUUACAUUGUAUACUA
Messenger RNA from Erigeron canadensis, 1050 nucleotides. RefSeq names its product ras-related protein RABB1c-like. The transcript has 6 exons. Gene Ontology annotation, molecular function: GTP binding; GTPase activity. Gene Ontology annotation, cellular component: Golgi apparatus. NCBI's taxonomy places the organism in Eukaryota, Viridiplantae, Streptophyta, Magnoliopsida, Asterales, Asteraceae. Bases 159 to 791 code for a protein of 210 amino acids. The record is from RefSeq and is a predicted model, not a curated record.